Molecule: messenger RNA, 5887 nt
Organism: Schistocerca cancellata (South American locust)
Lineage: Eukaryota; Metazoa; Arthropoda; Insecta; Orthoptera; Acrididae
Product: neuroligin-2-like
Exons: 10
Coding region: 1-2475 (824 amino acids)
Biological process (GO): synaptic vesicle endocytosis; neuron cell-cell adhesion; postsynaptic membrane assembly
Cellular component (GO): cell surface; postsynaptic membrane; synapse
Molecular function (GO): neurexin family protein binding; signaling receptor activity
Source: RefSeq, a predicted model, not a curated record
AUGCCGCUAGCCCCUCCCGCCGCCGCCGCCGCCGCCGCCGCCGUCGCUGCCGACGCCCGUCGCCGACGAGUGCCCGCGCCGCCAGUCUGGGCGCCCCGCCCCCAGCGCCCGCCGCUGCCCCUGGUAGCAGUGCUGCUGCUCGCGCUGACCACCGUGUCGCCGCCUUGCUGCGAGGCCGGCCCGCGGUACAGCUCCCGCAUCGUCGAGACGCGGUCGGGCGCCAUCCGUGGGGUUAUCCUGCAGCUCAACUCGCGACACCUCGAGCCCGUCGAGGCCUUCCUCGGCGUGCCGUACGCCGCCCCCGCGACGCGCUUCUCGCCGCCACAGCCGCCGCUCGCCUGGCAGGGCACGCGGCUGGCGGACACCUUGGGGCCGGUGUGCCCGCAGAGGCCGCCAGACAUUUCGAACCGCACGGCGGCGCUGCUGAGGAUGCCCAGGGGCCGCUACCUGCAGCUGCGCAGGAUGCUGCCGCUGCUGCGCAACCAGAGCGAGGACUGCCUCUUCUUCAACCUCUACGUCCCUGCCAGCGGGAACAGAGGGCUGGAAGCUCCGUAUGCGGUGGUGGUGUACAUCCACGGCGAGUCCUUCGAAUGGAACUCUGGAAAUCCUUACGACGGCAGCGUUCUGGCCAGCUACGGCCACGUCAUCGUCGUCACCUUCAACUACCGGCUCGGCAUUCUCGGUUUCCUGAGGACGCGCAGCGGGCCGAACGCGGCGGGGGACCUGGCGCUGCAGGACGCCGUGUCUCUGCUGACGUGGCUGCGGCUCAACGUGGCGGCCUUCGGCGGUGACCCGCAGCGCGUCACGCUGCUGGCGCACGACACAGGCGCCGCGCUCGCCCACCUGCUGCUGCUGCUGCCUGCCGCCAGGGGUCUGGUGACGCGCGCGGUGCUGCUGUCGGGGUCGGCGCUGAGCCCGUGGGCGUCGCCGUCUCCGGCGCGCCACGACGCUCUGCGGGCGCGCGUCGCGCGGCUGCUGGGCUGCGACCCCGGCCUGCCCGACGUGGCGCCGUGCCUGCGCGCGCAGCCGCUGGCGGCGCUGCUGUCGGUGGACGUGUCGCCGCCGCGCUUCCUGCCGCGCUUCGGGCCGUCGCCCGACGUGCCGCCCGGCCUCGCCACCGAGCGCGCCGCCGACCCCUUCGUCAGCUGCGACCUCAUGCUCGGCAUCACCAGCACCGAGAGCUACCUCGACUUCAGCGCCGCCGACAUCCAGUACGGCUUCGAGGAGGACGAGCGCGACCGCGUGCUGCGCACGUACAUCCGCAACACGUACGUGUACCACCUCAACGAGAUCUUCUCGGCGGUGCGCAACGAGUACACCGACUGGGACAAGCCCAUACUGCACCCCAUCAACAUCCGGGACUCCACCAUGGAGGCCCUCAGCGACGGACACACAGUGUCGCCCGUGAUCCGCACCGCCUACCUGCACUCGCGCCGCGGCGCCCGCACCUACCUCUUCCACUUCGCCUACCAGACUAAGGACAGCGACUAUCCACAGCGCUUGGGCAGCGUCCGCGGCGAGGACGUGAGCUACGUGCUGGGCCUGCCGCUGGUGGGCGGCGUGCCCAACUUCCCGCAGAACUUCUCCCGCCAGGACAUGGGCGUCGCCGAGGCCGUGCUCACCUUCCUCACGAACUUCGCCAAGACUGGGGACCCGAACGAGCCCCGUGAGCAGAACACGGACUACGGCACCCCGCAGGAGAAAACCCGCUACCGUGCGCUGCACUGGGACGCCUACGAGACUGGCAACCAGCAGUACUUAAGUCUGGCGCUGAAGCCUCGGAUGAAGAGCCAUUACCGUGGGCACAAAAUGGCCAUCUGGCUGAACCUCAUCCCACAGUUGCACCAGGCGGGCGACGGUGACGUCAGCAUGCGGCACCACAACUUCCACGAGCGCGACGAGUCCUACUACUCAGGUGUGGUGCGAGCGGAGUCGUUCACGCGACUGCCGACGCCGCAGCACGUGUCGACGGCGGCGUCCUACUCGCCCGCGGGGGCGGCGGGUGAGUGCGCGCCCAACGCGACCGGCACGGCGUUCCCGGACGACGGCGACGUGGACACGGUGGAUCCGGAGGACGGCCUGGCGGCCGGCGACGGCGGCGACGGCCGGCUGCUGGCCACCACGCAGUACUCGUCCUACACGGCGGCGCUCGGCCUCACCGUCGGCAUCGGCUGCCUGCUGCUCGUGCUCAACGUGCUCAUCUUCGCCGGCAUCUACUGGCAGCGCGAGCGGCGCGCGCGCCGCAGGGCCGGCGCCAAGGACGCGCUGCCCGAGGACGUGCCGCUGGCGCAGCUCACGCCCAACGUCAUCAAGCUGGAGGAGCCGCCGCCCAGGUACUCGCCCGGCGGCGGCACCAAGCUGAACGCGGUGCCCACGUCGCCGCCCGUGCCGCCGCUCAGGACCUCCAGCAAUCCGCAGCCGUCGGCGACCGCCACCGUCAAGAAGAGGGUCCACAUCCAGGAGAUCUCCGUAUAGCACUUGGAGGAAGGCGCCACCGCCGACUGCGACCCUCCGCCGCCGCCGCCGCCCCCGCGCCGCGGCUCGGUCACGCUCGCCGUGUCGCCUUCGAGGAUCGUCGAAAUCUACGCUACCUGCCCGAGGUCUUCGGCGCAGGUCAAGAAGAGGGUGCGCAUUCAAGAGAACCCCGUGUGACACAGUCGUGUUCACAUGUGACGCAGUGUUUAGUUUGGAAGGCAAUUGACGUUACAGACGCUCUAACAGUGUUCUCUCUAUUCUCGUUUAAGCGGGGCAUAUGAUCAAACAAGGCCAAUAACUUCUCUCGAGAGUCGUUUGACUCGCCUUCGAAACAAGUUGACUUACUCACGUCGCGAAAUAACUGUCUUGAAGAGCAAAAAGGGAUAUUGAUGAGAUGACAUGUUCAUAAAAUAAAAUUAAUGUACUUUGAAGCCAUUUACUGUUUGACUGUGUAUUCCCUCCUCCUAAGUGUGAGUAUAUUCAGAUCCUGCAAAGUGGUUACUAUUCUUUAGGACUAAUACUUCUUAUGAAACCAUAGCGAACCAAACGCAAACCGUACCGAUAUAAAUAUGUCGAAAACUUUUAAAGUGACAAGAAAUCGUGGUGGUGAUUAUACAGCGUGACCCUAAUAAAGAUUCGGAGACACUUCACGGGUGUUUUCUGAGCAUUUUGGUAUAAGUGAGUCGAGUAACCGGUAGCUUUGUACUGAAUAAUUCCUUUAUGAUCAUUUAUCUUGAUAGCUGCUCUACAGUAAAUUCUUGCAGGUCAGUUCAAAUGUCAAAGUUACACGCUUUAUUUGUCUUGCUAGCUGCUCUAUAGCAAAUUCCUGGAGAACAAUCCAAAUGUCAAUGGUACACGCUAUAUGUGUCGUGUUUCGAGAAACACACUUGUUGAUUUAACACACACGGUACUUGGAAUCACUUUAAUCUUCACCGGUGACUUUGCUUUCAGUACUGUUUGGUUAUGUCUCGGUUUGCUUUAACCGGCAAUGAUUCACAGCAGUAUCAGCUCUCAUUGAUGAGUUAGCUAAUACGUUCUUCGUAUGUGGAUUUACUAAAAACAACAGACGAGUGUCAAGAAGAUGACAAUCACUUCACAGAACUAAUAGCGGUUGCAUUAUCCAGUAUUUUAAAAUGAACAUUUUUAUGAGUGCAUUUUACAGACUUUUCACUGUUUUGAAGGUAUUUUCAAUAAAACAAAGAUUACUAGGGCAAGAAACGGAAUAAAUUUACUUUAAGAGCCGUUGAGAGCCACCACAAUACACGGGGCCAUUAUACCAAAAUACUUAGAAAAUAUCCCUCAGCAACCUCCGAAAUUUAGUCUGUGGGGUACGAGUUCACACUCUGUAAGGAUACGAUGUCUCCAUACUAAGAAAGCAGUGGCAUUUUCUAGCCCUCUUGUGUCACAAACGGCAGCAAAAUAUAAUACUGUGCCAGUAAUUUUUUUUCCGAUUACCUAACUUCCGUAUUUCUGAUCCAGAACUGCAGAUAAAAUUUUUACUACGUAAUUCGCAACGCUACAGAUGCCCAGAGAACAUAUCGAGGUAGACAAUCACUUGCUGAUUGUAACACAAGACGCAAAGCGGAGAACGAAUCACCCGUAUGGUUUUUGAUGGUUACAUAAAGUAUCUUCGCAUAACGAUGAAGGAUUUGUUCAUUUAAAAAAGAAGUGUAGUGUAGCGGGUAAUGUUCGCUGUUUUCGAAAUAUUCGUUAAAAUUACUUAUUUACGUGAAUGAAUUGUUAUUAUUACUGUUCUAAACGUAAUCUGAUUAAAUUUUUCUCAUAUUUUUAAGUUACACUUUAUUCAAUUUUUAUCUCCCAACAAAACGUAUAAUCUUUUGCAUGCUUCAAAAUGGUUCAAAUGGCUCUGAGCACUAUGGGACUUAACUUCUGAAGUCAUCAGUCCCCUAGAGCUUAGAACUCCUUAAACCUAACUAACCUAAGAACAUCACAUACAUCCAUGCCCGAGACAGGAUUUGAACCUUCGACUAUAGCGGUCGCGUGGUUCCAGACUGUAGCUCCUAGAACCGCUCGGCCACCCCGGCUGGCUUUCAUGCUUCACCACAAAUAUUUCAAUCACAACAUAGCACUUAAAAUUAUACUCUAUACGUUCUGGAUGAAAACGUAGCGUAACGUUUAAUAAUUUCUGUAAUACUAACUGCACGUAAGUUACGAGAAAUUUCGCCGAAUAAUUAUCGGAGUAUGUUCAGUUUGCACCUUACUACGACGAAGUGAAAUACUUUCUACAGUUCACAGUAUUCCGCAUUUACAAUAUUCAGAGAGAUAAGGGGGUAAGACUCUCAUCUGAUAGCGAUUAAAAUCUAAUUUUAUAACAAGCACACAACACACCAUGCGAAUGAAAAUUGAAAAAUUACUGCAUUCAAUAGUGUGACCCUGAUCCAGUUUUAUGUUAAGUCCUUCACACGUUUCUAAAACGUGCCCUACUUGAAAAUUUUUAUUGAUUGUCACAAUCAUGUAGCAAUGCAUAAAAGAUUACUUCCAUGAAGCGUCUUCUCUCGUAUUUGAAAUAUCAUCAUAAAGAAAUACAUAUAUAUUUUACGCAGUGAUGUUUACAUCUCAAUACAUAUCAGGAAAUAUAGAACUAACAAAAUUCUCCACCAACAAAAACAGGAAAAUAUUUAUAAAAAAUUAUAUAAACAGUUCAUGACUAACAAAAUAUUAACCGAUAACUUUGACUCACAUAAGAACUUUAAGAGAGGAUGUGUUAAGAAUCGCUUUGGAUGGCUACCAUUUUUCCUUCUACGUCUAUGAGUACAGUCACUUGACGGAAGGUAUAAUGCAGUAUCUGCUCUACUUCCACAAAACGUUUGUAGUUCCACUUUCCCUAUAGUAUCAUCAAACAAAAAUAAGACAAAUUAGGGAUUCGUGACAAGUGCAGAAUAAGCUGCAUAAAACUAUUUCUGCUGCCUGUGGCAGCGAAUAAUUUUACAUAUUUGUUAUACUACUGGACACUAUGUAUAUUCCAAGUGUCGCUAUUUUCUACUUUUGGCAAACAUGUACUACGGAUUCCAAUGACGUUUUCAUUCUGUGUGACUUUGACGUUAAUCAGGUAUGUUCGAAUGAAAUUACAUAAAAAGAAGCGAAACUUUCCGUUCUGAUAUAAUUGACACAGCAAAAUUUUUCCACUACUGGUUAUUCACAAGAACCAAAAACUCAAUUUUUGGAAUAUAGUGAACAGACAAGAAUGCGAAAUAGUGUGCUACAUGAAAUCAUAGAGUGUAUCCAUGUUGGUGGUUUAUAUUAAAAAAAUAAAUUUAUUAAUUUUCGUCAUUGCGUAUCUGUCAUUAAUCCAAACAGAACACACAUCUCUACAGAAAUUUCGAGUUUAGUUCAAAUGGAGUGUGUGUCAAGAAAAUUCAUUUACGUUAUUUGGAAUUUUGUUCUGUGAAAC